AUGUUUGCAGGUUCCAUUGGAAUAGUGGUAAGCUAGCCUGUCCUUUUACUAAUUACAUAAAAAGUCUAUCUACAAAUACUGACUCCUUUGUUUGAUAGGCUGACGAAGAGGUGAAAUGUUUCGAGACUUUCAAAGCAGACCUCGACAAGAGUCGAAGAAGCUACAAUGCGGACAACGACAUUAUUAAACCAGAACUCGACAUCAUAAAGGAAAUUACUUUGCUCGAAGAAGUGAAAGAUAUUAGGGACGAACUUAAUAUCCUGAGGAGUAUUCUAGGUGAACAAAAGUCGUUGCUAAACAGGUUGCUAGAUUUAGUUGCAGGACGACAAGUAGGGGACAAAAAGGCCGUUGAGACGGAUCCUGUGCUUAACUACUAUUCCGAGAGGAGCGAUAUCAAUAUGAGAAUUAAGAAAGUGAAGAAGAUGGAUGCGGAUGCGGCUACAACUUAUGCCUCUGUAGGAUUUCCCAUGUGUAUUCAGCAACAAACCCCUGCUGACAUGUAUAGAUCAACCACCUUCUCGAUUUGAAACAAAAACAUGCCAACCUCUCCGAGGCCUCUCAGUGAGUUUUGGCUAUCUCAGGUAGCUUUGAGGGUACGCUAACAAUAUUUUCAGGGCUAGAGAACAGGCAGAACAGACCACUAAGCAGGGAAGAACUAUAAUGGUGUUCACAACUGUUACCAUUAUUUUCGUGAGCCCAUUUUACAACUUUUGA
Molecule: messenger RNA, 714 nt
Organism: Hymenoscyphus albidus
Lineage: Eukaryota; Fungi; Ascomycota; Leotiomycetes; Helotiales; Helotiaceae
Source: the annotation of a GenBank genome assembly